Chanos chanos (milkfish) is the source of this 786-nucleotide messenger RNA. RefSeq lists its product as uncharacterized. The transcript has 4 exons. The record is from RefSeq and is a predicted model, not a curated record. The coding region runs from base 1 to 786 and encodes 261 amino acids. NCBI's taxonomy places the organism in Eukaryota, Metazoa, Chordata, Actinopteri, Gonorynchiformes, Chanidae.
AUGUAUUGCUGUGUCAUUUUCUGUCGAAGAAAGAAGUUUCUCAGAAAGAUCAUUCUAAAUGUCAAAGCGAGGCCGUCCCUUCUUCAUAUCUCAAGCCUCCCUCAGAUCCCAGAGGUGGGAAAAGUGCUUGUGCUGUGUUGUCGGGUAGAGAAGUUUUACCCGGAGGACAUUAAAGUGGAGUGGUACAAGCAGAACGGAGAAAUGGUGCAAAAGUUCACACAGUUUGGGCCAUUCUCAGACCACGAGCGACUGUACAGCCUGUGGAGUACCACUGAGCUGACUGUUACGACGGUGGACGACGGAACUGUGUGUACCUGUCGGCUUUACCACAGCAGCUUCCCCGCACCACAGUAUAAGGAUGUCACCUAUCACAUUAAUACACAAGGUGUAUCUCCCAGCGUGAUGUUUAUCAAAUGUGACCCGCUACAGCCAGAGGAGGGCAAAGAGUGUACCAUUAACCUCUGUGUGAAAGACUUCUGCCCAGACCGUGUCACAGUCACCUGGUUUAGAGAUGGAGAAACAGUCUCAGCUGGUGUCUUCAACUCCCCAACCAGUCUCAACAUCAACGGCCUCUACUCCAUGUGGACCUUUCUCAAACUGACCCCCAGGAAACACGAUCUGAACGCCGUGUUCAGCCUCCCCCCAUCCCUACCCCAUCCCUACCCCAUCCCUCCCCCCUUCCCUACCCCAUCCCUACCCCAUCCCUCCCCCAUCCCUCCCCCCUUCCCUCCCCCAUCCCUCCCCCCUUCCCUCCCCCAUCCCUACCCCAGCCCAUCUCUUGAAUGA